GUGACAUUUGCUGCAAGGAGCUAGUUUAUGAACAACUAGCCGGAUGAAGAUGAAGAACUAGUGCAGGAAAUCGAAAAUAUUUUGCCUUUUAACAACUCAACUGACGUUUGUGUUACACUUUGUGAUCGUGCGCACAUUAGAGGAGACAGUUUGCAUUAAACGUAGCGUUAGGUAAAACUUCCUGUUUGGGUGAACACGUUAAAUAUUAGGCUAACGCUUUCUCUAAACUUAUAACGUUACAGUAAAUGUGAGUUCGGGUUGAGGCGGUGUUCUGGUUUGUUGUCGUGAGAACUGAAGUUAAUUUCGGUUUUUUUGUAUUGCAGUAUGGUUGGACGUUAGCGCUUAUGCUGGUUUGCACACAAGGUUAAAAUUAGCUUUAGCCAGCUAGCCAUCCCCCGCUUGCUGCAGCUUCUCACUUUGUUAUGCUGACUUGUCAUGCCAGGUGUGCUGGAAGUAGGCCAGGUGUGGUUUGGCAUAGAUAGGGUUCAGUGUGUGUAACGUGAUAAAACGUGCUCAGAGUGUAGGACUAACUCCAGCCAGUCUGCUUCAGGGAUUUUUGUUACUUCUGUGGAGCCAGAGUUGGGAUCAUGCUGCUCUCCUUGGUUGUGCACACAUACUCGCUGCGGUAUUGGUUCCCAGCCACGAUCAUGCUGGGUACAGCCCCAGCUUAUCUGCUAUCAUGGGGGGCUUGGCGCUUGCUUUCAACUGUCAUACCAGCGAGAAUGUAUCACAAGUUGGACGACCGGUUGUAUUGCAUCUACCAGAGUAUGGUGCUCUUCUUCUUUGAAAACUACACAGGAGUUGAGAUUGUUAUAUAUGGAGAUAUACCAAAGAACAAAGAGAAUGUGAUCUACCUGUCUAAUCACCAAUGUACAGCUGACUGGAUCAUUGCUGACAUGCUUGCCAUCAGGCAGAGUGCUCUUGGUCAUGUCAGAUACGUCCUUAAAGAUGGACUCAAGUGGCUGCCACUAUACGGAUGGUAUUUCUCUCAGCACGGAGGGGUCUAUGUGAAACGAAGUGCAAGGUUUAAUGAGACGGCUAUGAAGAAGAAGCUCCUCACUCAGACUCAAUCUGGAGCACCAAUGUACCUUGUCAUCUUCCCAGAAGGAACUCGGUAUAAUCCAGAGCUCAAGAAUGUUAUCGCUGACAGUCAGGCUUUUGCUACGAAAGAAGGACUGGCUGUUCUGAGGCACACACUUACACCCAGAAUGAAGGCCUCUCAUAUAGCCAUCAAAGCCAUGCAGGGCCACCUAGACGCUGUGUAUGAUGUCACAGUGGCCUACGAGGGAACGCUGAGCGCUUCUGGUCAAAGAAAACCCGCACCAUCAAUGCCAGAAUUCCUGUGCAAGGAAUGUCCGCGAGUCCACAUACACUUUGACCGUGUGGACAUAAAGGAAAUUCCUACAGAGCCACUGUUUUUCCGCAGGUGGCUGCACGAGCGGUUCGAAAUGAAGGACCGGCUGCUGACGGAUUUCUACGAGUCGGAGGAUCCAGACAAAGUAUGCAGGUUCCCUGGAGGAGGCAAACAUUCUCCACUGAAUCCGUCUAAAACCCUCCCAUCAGUGGUUAUCUUGGGGGGCCUGACACUGCCUUUACUGCUGACGGAGAACGGCAGGAAACUGUACGUGAGAACCUGGGUUUACGGGACACUGCUGGGCUGGCUGUGGGUGAACCUUUCCCCUUAAGGUACAGGGCUGAGGCUGCCGUGAUGAGAUGCAUAAAAGACGUGGAGAGACUGUGCCAUUUUCCUGUGUCACAACAACACAAGGUGUGUUCCAGAUGCUGAGCAGCGUCUGAUAAGAGGCUCAGAGAUUUAUCCCACGUCUCGCUCACUGUUGACCUUGAGCUGAUAGCUGAUCAGAGAUGCGGAGAAAUGUUAAGCUUUUUGUGCUUCUUGUUCCCUCGCAUUAUUUGGAUUUGCAGCCUGAAAUGAUGAGAAAACAUGAGUGGAUUUGUGGAAAAGUAUUAGAUCUAAAAAUACCCAAUAAUAAUAAUUUUUUAAAAAGCUAUAAACUUGUAUUGAAAUUUCCCAUCAUCAGAUUUAGCCAAAUUUGUAUUCUUGCAUGCUAACCAUGAAACAUUGGCCAGUGAUAAAUCUCUUGGAUGACAUUUGUUAAAUUCUCAAAACCUGUUUUAAUGGUCAUGGUUAGCUACUGUAUGUAGCUGACCUAGCCCACUGAUGAUGGGUCAAUAUUUAUUAAGUGCACUGACUCAUUAACAUUGGUUGUAAUGUCUGUUAUUUUUGCCAAGUCCCAUGUUAUGAGGAUUAUGCAAUUUGCUCAUUUAAAGUGAUACUUUUACAUUAGUAGAACAAAACGAAUAGCAUGCAGUCCUCUGUAGGAGCUAAUAAACAUAACACCAGCUGCACCAGAAAUAUUCAGUCAUCACUUUGUUCUAUACUGAUAAUGAAUGUAGCCGUGAAAACGUGUUAAUGUAUGCUUCUAUGAAAGAGUAAAUGUUUUGAGGAUUUAGAUUUUUACUAAUGUUAACAUCCUUGAGAAAAUACAAUCCGUUUAUAUUUUUGAGCAAAGUGUUUGUCGCUGACGACGCCACAGUGAGAUCAUGUGGAAGAGUGCGUGUUAAAAAUGCAAAUGUUCUACCAAUGUAAAAUAUUGCUCCUUUUAAAAUGUCAGUCAUUGCCAAAAAAACCCCACCUGGUGUAUUUACCAUGAAGUUCUACAAGUUGAGCAAUACUCAUUUUAAUGCCAGCGCAGAUGACAGCAAAGAAACCUCAUGUCGAUGUAUUUUUGUUUUGUUUUAUUGGCCUAAAUACAUUAUAAUUAGAUUUUUCUUUUUCACUUUAUUCACAGUUCCAUAACUUUUUAUAUGCAUUUGUUACUUUGAAUACCAUGUUACAGCUCAAUUAUCUACCUAGCAAAAAGCUGAUGAAGCCAUGGCAAUGGUAUAUCACAGGCUGGUGUGCACUCAAAGCCAUUUGUAUUAAAAUUAUCACUGUAUUUGUGAAAUGCACUGUAUGUCUGUUGUUGUUUACUGUAAUGAAACCAUUGCUUUUUCCACAAGUCACUUUACAUAUUUGCCUUCUUGUCUUCCUCUGAAGUUAGUCUGAGAUAUGUUUUCCUCUUGUGUGUGUGGUACAGUAAAUGUUUUUACAUGUCGCUCUAAUACCUCACUUGAAUAAUCCUUUGUUGUUCUUCUUCCUUGUCGGCCAUUUUAUAGUCAUUUUUUAAUCCUGACAAGACCAGACUGUAACUCAUGAGCAAACUCUGUGUAGACAGUAUAUAAAUGCCAGCGGAUUUUGGAAAUGUGUGCCUUCUCUUUGGAGGCGCUGGUCCUCAGCCCUCUUGCAGAGGGCCACGUGGCUCUUUUCCACCAGGUGACUGCAUGGAGGCGCUCUGCUGGAGCUGCUGCUCACUGCAACAUUGUCUACAAUUCAUAGUGGCUUAUUUUUGCGCUAAGAAUGCAUUGAUUUACACUUUUCGAGGACUAUUAUUAUGAUUAUGAAAUGACGAAACCUUUAAUGUGUGAAAGUUUUGGAAAAGGGGGGGGUCAGAGUGUAAUAAAGCAGUUUUCUUCGGGGA
Micropterus dolomieu (smallmouth bass) is the source of this 3539-nucleotide messenger RNA. It is a transcript of the gene agpat5, whose product is annotated as 1-acylglycerol-3-phosphate O-acyltransferase 5 (lysophosphatidic acid acyltransferase, epsilon). Gene Ontology annotation, cellular component: mitochondrion; endomembrane system. The transcript is spliced from 8 exons. Gene Ontology annotation, molecular function: acyltransferase activity. The record is from RefSeq and is a predicted model, not a curated record. NCBI's taxonomy places the organism in Eukaryota, Metazoa, Chordata, Actinopteri, Centrarchiformes, Centrarchidae. The coding region runs from base 588 to 1685 and encodes 365 amino acids.